UGAUAAUUAUUCGAUAUUUCAAGGAUUUAAAAUGAUUGCAAAAAUCCAAACCUUCGUCAUUGAUAUUUCGCAGUUGCAAGGUCGCGGAAGCACUUACUAUUGCGUUACAAAAUCGCCUCGUUUUUUUAAACCGAAAGCUCAAAACACUGAAGACGACGAAGCUAUAAAUCAGGAUACGCUAGAUAUGGAAAAAGUAAUAUAA
Molecule: messenger RNA, 202 nt
Organism: Ambispora leptoticha
Lineage: Eukaryota; Fungi; Glomeromycota; Glomeromycetes; Archaeosporales; Ambisporaceae
Source: the annotation of a GenBank genome assembly